AUGUCUGAAUUAUACAUUAACGAAACCUCAGGUGUGGACGCUGUCACUGCCUCUGGUUCUAAAGAAUCUCCAUUCCAAACAGCUGCUUACGCUUUAUAUGUCAAAGAAGAUGCUAAAUUAUUUGUUUAUAAAAAAGAUGAAGAAACUGAUGGUUAUGUUGAAAUUAGUGCUUCUGCUUUGAAAAAGGGUAAAAAAGGUGCUGAAUCUUUGAAAAAAAAAGCUGAAAAGGCUAAAUUAGCUGAAGCUCAAAAAGCUCAAAAAGAUGCUGAUGAAGCUGCUAAAAAAUUAGAAGCUUUAAAAAUUGUUAUAAAACAAGAUGAAUCAUUACCUGAAGCUAAAAAGGGUAAAAUUAGAGAUUUAAAAGUUGAUCAAAGAUUUAAAGUUUCCGGUUGGAUUCAUAGAUUCCGUGCUCAAAAAGGUUUAGCUUUUAUUGUCUUGAGAGAUGGUACUGGUUAUGUUCAAGCUGUUUUAAGUGGUGAUUUAGCUAAUGCUUAUCAAACUCAAACUUUAACUUUAGAAUCAACAGUUACUUUAUUCGGUACUGUUAAAAAAUUACCAGAAGGUAAACAAGCCGUUGGUGGUAUUGAAUUAGUUGUUGAUUAUUAUGAAGUUGUUGGUUUAGCUCCAAGUGGUGAAGAUGCUUUUACAAAUAAAAUCCAAGAAGGUGCUGAUCCUUCUUUAUUAUUAGAUCAACGUCAUUUAGCCUUACGUGGUGAAACUUUAAGUGGUGUUAUGAAAGUUCGUGCUGCUUUAUUAAGAGCUAUUAGAAGAGUUUAUGAAGAAGAAGGUUUAAUUGAAGUUACUCCUCCAGCUAUGGUUCAAACUCAAGUUGAAGGUGGUUCAACUUUAUUCAAAGUAGAUUAUUAUGGUGAAGAAUCAUUUUUGACUCAAUCUGCUCAAUUAUAUUUAGAAACUUGUUUACCUGCUUUAGGUGAUGUUUAUUGUGUUCAAGAAUCUUUUAGAGCUGAAAAAUCUCAUACUCGUCGUCAUUUAUCUGAAUAUACUCAUAUUGAAGCUGAAUUAGCUUUCCUUACAUUUGAUGAAUUAUUAAAACAUAUUGAAAUUUUAAUUUCAAGAUCUGUUAAAUAUGUUUUAGAAGAUCCAGUUGCAGGUCCAUUAAUUAAACAAUUAAACCCAGAUUUCGUUGCUCCAGAAGCUCCUUUCAAACGUAUGGAAUAUAUCCAUGCUCUUGAUUGGUUAAAUGAACAUGGUGUUCCAAAUGAAGAUGGUGAACAAUUCAAAUUUGGUGAUGAUAUUGCAGAAGCUGCUGAACGUAAAAUGACUGAUGAUAUUGGUGUUCCAAUUCUUUUAACUCGUUUCCCAGCUGAAAUUAAAUCAUUCUAUAUGAAACGUUGUUCAGAUGAUCCAAGAGUUACUGAAUCUGUUGAUGUUUUAAUGCCAACUGUUGGUGAAAUUACUGGUGGUUCCAUGCGUUCUGAAGGUUUAGAAGAAUUAAUUGAAGGUUUCAAACGUGAAGGUAUUAAAGAUUACGAUGCUUAUUACUAUUGGUUUAUUGAUCAACGUAAAUAUGGUACUUCUCCACAUGGUGGUUAUGGUUUAGGUACUGAACGUAUUUUAGCUUGGUUAACCAACAGAUUCACUGUUAGAGAUUGUUCAUUAUACCCUCGUUUCAGUGGUAGAUGUAAACCAUGA
Molecule: messenger RNA, 1653 nt
Organism: Hansenula ciferrii
Lineage: Eukaryota; Fungi; Ascomycota; Saccharomycetes; Phaffomycetales; Wickerhamomycetaceae
Gene: DED81
Product: asparagine--tRNA ligase DED81
Exons: 1
Coding region: 1-1653 (550 amino acids)
Biological process (GO): asparaginyl-tRNA aminoacylation
Cellular component (GO): cytoplasm
Molecular function (GO): asparagine-tRNA ligase activity; nucleic acid binding; ATP binding
Source: RefSeq, a predicted model, not a curated record